Molecule: messenger RNA, 2417 nt
Organism: Linum trigynum
Lineage: Eukaryota; Viridiplantae; Streptophyta; Magnoliopsida; Malpighiales; Linaceae
Source: the annotation of a GenBank genome assembly
CCAGUACCAAAAUAAACCACUACAACUAUGAAAGCAAAUCAAUACCAUUUCAAAAAGAUAUCAAUACCAUUUAAAAAAUGAAGCAAUACCAUUAGAGGGUUUGAUGGAAUCAUAUCCGUAAAAAUAAACUAAUACCUUUCCCUGGCCACCGCGCAGAACACACACAAACCAUGGGCAACGUCACCGACACGGCCGACAAGGCCAGUUCUCGCACCGUCCUCAUCGACGGCGGCGGCGGCGACUUAACUCUCUACGUCGUCCUCCAACGCAUGGUGUCGUUGAUUUUCGCUCUGGCUAGCGAUGGCGUCGUACCCCUGCUGCAACGGAUCAAGGAGUCGCUAUCUCAUAACAGACUGCUACUGAAGGACGUGACUACUUACGCCGGACGAAAUAUUUUGGUCUCGAGAAGAAGGGCUGCCCCCGGGCGGGAGGGGAGAAGAGGGAGGAGGCGACUGCAGUUUCUGAUCCGGAGAAGAAGGGUCGCCGACAGGCGGAAGGGGAGGAGAGAGAGGAAGCAGUUGCAUUAGGGUUUGCGGUACAAUAUAUAAAAAAUAUUUUUUAAAGAAUAGUAAUCAGGUGUGGUAUUAUUUCUGUUGCCAAAAUUAUCCUUCAUAUAAUCUUUACUGUCAACUUAAAAACAAGAUGAAAUAGAUAUAAUUAUGGGUGUAGAUGUUGGUAGCCACCGUGGUUACUCAAAAUUUAGAAACCACUAUAACGCAUUCCUUGGGUGAUUAUAGUUUUGUGCUAAUGCAUUAUUUUAUUGUGGACAUGGGAUAUGUUUCUCCCUUACUGUUCUAUACAUAAUAUAAUAGCACAAAGUGAAAAACUGUUGCUCCAUUUCAAAUUUCCUGCAACGAGAGUGAAUGUAGGAAUGACAUUUUGGUCUUCACAAUUGCUUAUUUACUAUUUAUUUAUUCAUAAAAAAGACAUGUACUGGAUUUGAACCAUAGUCACUUGAAAAGCAAUAAACAUAACCAAUCACACUAAGUAUAUUUGUUGUAUCUUUUUAAAUUAAAAGUAUACAUGAACCUAAAUUCUGAAAGUCAUAUGACUUUUUCAACGAUUAACUGGUCACUGAAUUUUCCGUAAGUACUUAUUUGGUUUAGAUACUUUGAUUUUCAUAUUUUGAUUAUUUUAGUUGUAUUUUAAUACUUAAUUUAAAUUUCUAUCUAUCUUAUCUACACAUAAUAUAAUAGCAACAAGGAAAAAACUCUUUCCCCAUUUCAAAUUUGCUGCUCCAGGAGCGUUUGUAGUAAGUGUAGAAUAGGUAGUGCUAAUUUUUUCUGUUUCUUCUGUGGAACGGGUCAACUUACCGUACAUGCGCGGACUUGAACGGGCCUAGAGAUUUUUGCGGCCCACAAAAACAGAAUAGGUUUCAGCCACACACAUUUGUUCGGCCGGACUUAGGAUAUCCAAUUUGUGGGUUCUAAGCCCACGUUCACGCUCCAAUCCUCCGAAACAGAAUAGAGAUACUUCAUUCUAGAGGAAACAAGGAGUUUCGGCGUCGGAGAGAUAUGACGACCAGUACUCGACGUCGAACAGGAAAAAUGGCAUCUUGCAACUCCCUCAAAUGUGUUGCAUUAUGUCUUAAAAGGGUUGCGAAAUCUUAUCGCAACACUUUUGGUAGGGUUGCAUAUAGUGGGGGUUGCAAAAGAAAUAGGCAAGAUUUAGGGGUCAUAAAUACAUAUUUUGAAAUUCAAGGUAAGAUUUAGGGGUCGAGUUGGUUGUCACUAAAUUAACUAUUUGUGAUGAAGUUUACUGUCACGUAUGUCCCCCAUGUGUGACGAAUUUCGAUCGUAACUGCAAUUCAAUAUUGGUGAUGAAUAGAUUUGUCACGAAUGAUUUUCUUUCCUGGCAAUCAUUGUAUUAGAAAAGCAUAUUUCUUUAAAAAAUGGUCACUAAAAUAGUGAAACCGAAUUCACCAGAUAAUACCAAAAAAAAAAAAAAAAUUACAACUCCAAUUUGGCUAAGGAAAACUCUAAAUAAUAUUCCAAACAAUCAAAACUAUACAUGGGUUACGAACGAGAUUUUAAAUCGUCAAGUUCUUGGACUUCAUCAUGCUUUGCUUGGAAGUCAACUAACUUUUUGUUCCCAUUCUCAGAAGACUGUGAGCGAGUAGGAGUCUGGCUCUAUCUUCCUUCUUCUUGUAUAAGUGACACAGCCGGUCUCAUUGCUGUCAAAAUAGAAAACAAAGGGUAUAUAUCGAAUCAGGCAAGAGAGAGGUGCCAGUUAGCUGUCUUUUAUUGUAUUGCUGUAGGAAAAAUAAAUAAACAAAAAACAGAACCUGUUAACGAGGUGCUCUUGGUGAAGUCUGGCGAGCGGCUGGAAGAGGAGUGUAUUGAAGCCUUCGUAAAUUGGUGAAGGGUUUGUUUCUAAUCUUCGUGCGAACCCAGUAGUGAUAAAAAGAAUUAAUAGGA